AAUUCCGCUGAUAUUCUGGACAUAGCUAGACGUAGCUCUAUACGACUCUGUUAUCUCUAUGCUUGCCUUGGAACAAAACAAAGUGUUAGCAGUAGCUUUUUUGUUUUCAAGUCUGCUGGAUCCGAUUUUUGAUCACUGUGUUAAAAUGCCGAAGAUGCCCGUCCGAACAAUACAACAAAGAUUAGUUGACGCACUCAAAGCCCACGCUAAACAUGACAGUUUGCGUUCCCGUUUUGAACCACCAAGAAUUGAUGAUGAAGGAAAACUUGUCUCAAAGUGUUUGAAAUGCAAGGGUGACUAUAAAAUAAAUGGAGGGUCUUUAAAGGCUCACACUGAAAAGGCUUGCAGAACCAAGAUUGAAAAAAGUCAAGGUCCAAACCCCACAGUUCAAGAGCCAACCCUCGCCGAGGUUCAAGAAGAAAAUCGGCAACUGCGUGCCCAAUUGCAAGUUAUCCCCGUGCUCGAAGAGGAAAUUCGGAAACUGCAGGCGAAAUUACAGGUACCCCGGCCAUUAUUUCAAGUCCCCGAAGAAGUUUCUCAUCCUAAAUUUUGAAAUAAAAAUUCUUUUCGGUAAAUUUUUUCUUCACUUCUUCCAACGCUAUCCUAAUCAUGAGUUUUGGCCUUUUCUUUAAAAGUUUUUUCCCUUCAAAUUGUCAUUAAUUUAAAGUUGCCAUGCACGACGUCUUCUUUCCUCUUUCUCUACAAAACAACUUGAUCAACUGUGCAUUUGAUUCGUUUUAUUUUGUCGUGCUGGUUUUUUUCUUUUUGGAUUUGUCUCCUAAUUGCAGGUCGUCGGUUGCUUAUGUUUAUAUUUGUAGAUUUUGUAGAUAAUUGUAAUAAAUGUGCACUUCA
This is a messenger RNA of Daphnia pulex (common water flea), 852 nucleotides long. RefSeq lists its product as uncharacterized. The transcript is spliced from 3 exons. Bases 59 to 553 code for a protein of 164 amino acids. Lineage: Eukaryota; Metazoa; Arthropoda; Branchiopoda; Diplostraca; Daphniidae. The record is from RefSeq and is a predicted model, not a curated record.